Molecule: messenger RNA, 246 nt
Organism: Suillus plorans
Lineage: Eukaryota; Fungi; Basidiomycota; Agaricomycetes; Boletales; Suillaceae
Exons: 1
Source: RefSeq, a predicted model, not a curated record
CGUCUAUGGAAAGAUCAAAACGCCCUAGGUGCCCAUGCAACUGAUCUACAGCUGGCGAAACUGCAAGAGCGCUCCAAUGCCCUACUGCGGAAGGUAGAGCAUCGGUGCCAGGUUCAAUUGCUCUAUAUGUCCAUGGUCAGCCGCCUCCGUACAUCUGAAACUACGAGCGCAGAAAUAGCACGAGAGGAGAAAAUGCAUGAAACCAACCUUUGGCUUCCAUCCGAGCUCAAGCACACCGCCGAGUUG